Adineta ricciae is the source of this 1257-nucleotide messenger RNA. The record is from the annotation of a GenBank genome assembly. Lineage: Eukaryota; Metazoa; Rotifera; Eurotatoria; Adinetida; Adinetidae.
AUGUCAUUUCCGUUGGUUUCAUCGAAAUCGUUCAAUAACAACGAUUCAAAUGUUCACCAAACCGAUGAUCGAAUCAAUGAAGUCACCGACAAAUCAGAUGAAACUAACAGUGAGGAACCACUCGAUCCCCGCAUACAAAUUGAAUUGGAACGUGCCAAUGCUGCGACCAGUGAAAUAAAUAAUCUUGAAACACAAUUAGAUGAAGCUCAACAGACGUUUCAGACAAGUUUUGCUAAUUGUAAACAACAAUUGGCGAUUCUUGCGAAGAAACUUGGCAGUUGUGUCGAACGUUCACGACCGUUUUUCGAUGCCUGUAAACAAGCCAACGAGGCACAAUUGGAGACACAGAAAGCUGCACAAGAAUACCAACGUUCUGUGGAACUUUAUCGUGUUACCAAAGAAACAUUAAGUUUAGCUGAAGGUAAACUACUCAAAGCCGAUAAACGCGAAUUUGACGCAGCGUGGCAGGAAUAUGUAAACCAUGCAACAAUGAAAGUAAUGCAAGCCGAACAAGAUAAGACACGAAGUGAGCGAACGCAUGAAGAGAAGUCGAAACUCUAUAUAGAAUGUGAACAACAACGAGUAACACUACAACGAACAUUGAAGAGAUCAAUUACCAAAGCAAAACCAUAUUUUGUUGCCAAAGAGUCUGCCGAAGAGGAGUUACAGAACCAAAAACUUCGUAUUGAAGCUGUGCAAAAAGCGAUUAGUCAAGCGAAAAAAAUGUACCGUACUGCAUUGAAUAAUCUCGAAAGAAUAUCUGAAGAAAUUCACACGAAACGUAAAACUCAAUUAUUAGUGCAAUUACCUCCGCGUGAACCAGGCGUUGGUUCGGAUAGACCCGAUGAAUAUAUUGAACUACCUGACCUCGAACUAACUGAAUUUCCGAAAAUCGAUCCAUCUGAUGAUGAAGAUGAAGGAGAAGUCAAUGAAGACGAACAUCUAUCUAAUUCGAUCAGUUCAGUCUCCAUGGACGCCCUCUCAUUGACGAAUCCAACUUCAAAUACAUCCGGUAUGUCAAGUAUUCAGCAAACCAGUGAUUAUGAAUCAUUUGCUGAUUGUAUACGCCAAUCACCUUCGAUUGCUACUGCUCAGACCGCUAAUCCUUUGACAAAUAUCAGCAUCGAUAAUCACUUUAGUAUUCAAUCACCAGUACGAGUAAAUGGUGAAGGUUCGUCAUUAUCAAACGAUCAACAACGUCGACGGAAGCAUGGUAUAUCGACAACAACGGCAAUAAUCCAUAGAAAUGCACCAUGA